Zymoseptoria tritici IPO323 is the source of this 4116-nucleotide messenger RNA. RefSeq names its product putative ABC transporter. Lineage: Eukaryota; Fungi; Ascomycota; Dothideomycetes; Mycosphaerellales; Mycosphaerellaceae. Gene Ontology annotation, molecular function: ABC-type transporter activity; ATP hydrolysis activity; ATP binding. The transcript is spliced from 15 exons. The record is from RefSeq and is a predicted model, not a curated record. Gene Ontology annotation, cellular component: membrane. Gene Ontology annotation, biological process: transmembrane transport. The coding region runs from base 1 to 4116 and encodes 1371 amino acids.
AUGAAUAGCAGCGCAGACAACCUCUUCGGCCCUCAGCUUCCUGGAUCCUACGACUUCACAAUCGUCUUCGAACAGAGCAUCCUGUCUCUGCUGCCAUCAUGCAUCUUUCAGCUCGCGGCAGUAGUGCGAGUGCUUCGCCUCUGGCCUGAUAAACCAGUAGGUACUUGUCACGGUACACUUCUGCGUCCAGGUCGCAUUUCUGGUCCUGUGGUCGCUCCCUCCACAUGGAAAGCACAUACUUCUCUCCCUCUGGCCACAAUCGGCGUGCUUGAAGCCGUGGCGAUAGCGGUGGUUUCCGGAUUCGAACAUUUCAAGUCGAAGACGCCUUCAUUGCUGUUGAAUGGGUUCCUGCUCCUGUCGCUCGUGCUGGGCAUUCCUGUAGCCAGGAUUUAUUGGCUCAGACCAGGAUUUCAGAUAAUUGCAGCUGCUUACACAGUCUUGCUUGCGAUCAAGGCGCUUCUCCUCAUCGUAGAAGAGCUCCCGAAACGACACGCAGCUGCAGGCGACCAUCCGGGCGUGGAGUCGAAUUCGGGGAUCCUCAGCAGAAGUGCAUUCUGGUGGCUCAAUCCGCUGCUGCUGAAAGGUGCAAGGUCGAUUCUUUCAGUUGAUACAAUCAGCAGCAUUGGGCCCAAGUUCUCUUCUCAGAGACUGAAGAAUAAAUUGGAGCACUACUGGAAUCUUUAUGAUCGAAAGGACGAAUACGCUCUGCUUAAGUGCACAUUUCUGGCGUACAAGGGGCAAUUCGUAGCCGGAGUACCGGCUCGCAUAUGCUCAAGUGCAUUUAACUUCGCACAACCAUUCCUCAUUCACUCCCUCGUAGACUUCGUUGGCCAGCCUUCAGAUCAAAGGUCCAGGAGCGCCGCGAAUGGUCUAAUUGCUGCGACAAUCCUUGUCUAUCUGGGUCUGGCAAUAUCCAACGGCUGCUACCGCCACAUGACCUAUCAAUUAUUGACCAUGUGUCGCGGCGGGCUCGCUCCACUCAUUUUCGGCAAGAUGCUCAGGCUUCAAUCGAGCAAAAUCGAAAGUGCUGCACCAGUGACUCUGAUGAGCACAGACAUCGAAGGCAUUAUGCUCUCAGGGAACGCCGUACAUGAUGCCUGGGCCUGCCUGUACGAGCUUCCAUUGGCAAUGUAUAUUUUGCACAGAUACGCUGGCCACACUAGCCUGCUCAUACUCGUCCCGACCGUUGUCUCUUCACUUAUUUCAUUCAAGAUAUCGCCGGCCAUGGGACCCGCCAGAUCCAGAUGGAGCGAGGCCAUACAAAAGCGGAUCGCUGCAGCAUCCGGCAUUUUAAGUCACAUAAAGAGCAUCAAGAUCACGGGUUCUUGUCAGCUGUUCCACGACCAUUUACAGAAUCUGAAGCGGAGUGAGCUCAAGUUGUCGCUCGCUUGGCGGCGAAUCUGGAUUGGAGUGAACAUUUUAGCAUUUACAAUCCUUGCCGUCAUUAAUCUCACGAUCACACCGCUCAAUCAUAUGCUCACAUUGCCAUCCCAGAUCGCCAGCGUAAUGGGUUGCUUUCGCCGUCUGCAAAGCUUCCUCCGCCUCGAAGAAGACCAUUCGAUGUCGGAGCAUCGAAGCAAUAUCGCGAUCGCCUUAGAGCACGCCAGCUUCUCGGGCAGCGACGGUCGCAUCGUUCUAGAAGAUUGCAACCUCCUUUUCGAAAGAGGGAGUCUUUCCAUGAUCGUUGGCCCGACAGGAUCUGGAAAGUCGUCCUUGCUGAAAGCUAUCGCAGGCGACAUGACGAAUACUUCAGGGCAGGUCAUGGUCGAUUGCAGAGCUAUAGCGCUCUGUGAACAAGAGCCUUGGCUACAGAAUGUUUCCAUCCGGGACAAUAUCAUUGGCAAGUCGGCACCAGACGAAGCCUGGCUGGACGUUGUGCUACAAGCGUGCGCCCUCAAAGCCGACAUCGCGGCUUUAUCCAAUCAUCAAUUCACCAUCGCUGGAUCGGGGGGCAUUGCGCUCAGUGGUGGGCAGAAGAAGCGAGUGGCUCUCGCGCGUGCGGUGUACUCGCGUUGUCCUCUACUUCUCUUGGACGACAUCUUAAGUGGUCUCGACAGGACGACCACCGAUGAGAUUCUUGAGGCUCUUCUGGGUCCAUCUGGUCUGUUGCGGCAUACCGGGAUCACGAUUGUCAUGGCCACAUCGAGCGUCGAGCAUCUUGAGUUCGCAGACCGCAUUACCGUUCUCCAUGAAGGACAUGUCAGCAAAGGUCAAGUGACUUUGGACCGUAUUGACCCUGCAACACAGCGUACAAUACCACACGAGACGGCUCGCAAAGCUGCCUCAAGCGGCGGCUACGGUCAGCAUGCAUCGCAGUCUUCCGAAGCACGACCUAUCAUGAUCAGGGACAACAACACAGACUUCAAGAGACAAGCAGGUGCGGCUGAGUACUGGAAGGUCUAUCUCCGGUCCGUUGGCGCAUUUGGUGCGGGUGCCCUGCUCAUCAUCACUUCACUGCAUACCGUGUUUGCAAAAUUGCCUCAGAUAUGGCUCCUUUCAUGGACAAAAGAAGGGACUCGCAAUCACGAUGGUUAUCACAUAACCGUAUACAUAGCACUGGCCUUUGCUUCGUCUGCCACUUUCACCGCCGACCUCAUUUACUUUCUGCUGAUUACUGUUCCACGAUCUUCGAAGAAUCUGCACGGCCUUCUGGUGACCUCCGUGCUCAGAGCUCCCCUUUCUUUCCACACCUCGACAGAUUCCGGCACCAUUCUCAAUCGGCAAGUGCAUGAUCAAUCGAUGUUCAGCCAAGAUAUGACACUUGUUGAUAAUGCACUACCAAUGGCUGCGCUGAUGGCAAUAGUUUUCGCUUUCCGUGCGUUAGCAGAAGUGGUCAUCGUUGCAUCAGGCGCAUCUUUCGCCGCAAUCGCUAUCAUACCGAGUGUUGCUGCCUUGUACUUUGUGCAAAAGUAUUACCUUCGAACGUCCCGACAAAUGCGCCUUCUGGAUCUGGAAACGAAAUCGCCACUGUACACUUUGUUCAAGGAAACACUGGCGGGACUGGCCACCAUUCGUGCCCUUGGCUGGGAUACUGCCUUCGUGCAAGACUGCGAGCAUCGAUUGGACGAAUCACAGAAACCGUUCUACAUGAUGUUCUGCAUACAGCGAUGGCUCCAGGUGGUGCUCGAUCUUUUCACUGCUGGUGUCGCUUUGGUACUUGUCUCUCUGGCAGUGAAUACUUCCGAUGCAACAUCCAAGGUUGCCAUAGGUUUGGCCUUGGUCAAUCUGAUCGGGCUAAGUCAGACGCUGGUCUUGGUCAUUGAUCAGUGGACGCGGUUGGAGACUACGCUCGGGGCGGUCGCAAGACUCGACUCUUUCAUCAAGGAUUCUCCCGACGAGGAUCGAUCCGGUGAGCCACGUGGGUCCGGCUUACCAGACGACUGGCCGAGUCGAGGUGAGCUCGAGUUCGAAAAUGUUACGGCUUCUUAUGGAGAACACGCCGCCGGUAACGCCAUUCGCAAUAUUUGUCUCCGAGUGCAAAGCGGCCAGAAACUUGGCAUCUGUGGCAGAUCUGGAAGUGGCAAGUCAUCCAUCGUUCUCGCAAUUGCACAGAUGAUCCAGCUCAAUACCGGACACAUUCGACUCGAUGGCAUUGACCUCGCAACAAUAGAUCUGCAAGAGCUCCGCUCACGUCUGAUAAUUGUACCUCAAGAUCCUCUUGUCUUCUCGGGCACCAUCCGACAAAACCUCGUCCCAUACGACAGGCAGGCGCCAUCGGACGACCGCAUCGUUGAAGUCCUUCGCAAAACCCUCCUCUGGCCAGUAAUCUCGUCCAAAGGCGGCCUCGAUGCGGUCAUGGACGACGGCUUCUCAACUGGACAUCUGCAACUACUCGGUCUAGCUCGCGCAUUACUCGCACCUGGAUCGAUUAUCAUUCUGGACGAAGCAACUAGCAGCGUUGAUCAAAAGACGGACGAGCAAGUGCGAGCUCUGAUAUGCGAUGAAUUGAUCGGUCGAACGGUGAUAGAGGUUGCACAUAAAUUAGAAGUCAUCGGUGGUUAUGACAUGGUCAUUGUGGUCGACCAAGGAAAGGUCAUUGAGUUGGGAAACCCCCGCGAGCUGCUAAUCAAAGAUGACCCAAGUGCCUUUGCGGCUUUGUGGAGGCAGGCUUGUUGA